UAUGAGAACGCUGUUCGCGGCUGUGCGCCAAAUGAGUAAUUUUGUGAAUGAAUAAACUGCGUAAAUAAAAACAGAUGUGAGCUGCAUCAACUGUGACAAGUGUCUCAAUCAUCGCCGACCGGAAGGACUCUGCAAGAUGUCAUUACCUACCAUUAUCCGCCUACGCCAUCCUCAGAGUUGGUACUUGGUUCGAGUUCGGCUCGAGCCCUCACAGUAAACUUUUGAAACCUUAUAUAGAGUGAUCAGUGGUAAUUGUAAAGUAUAUAAAAACAGUGGUUCAAGAAAUAUGGUCACAGGUCAAACAUUACAAAAACUGCGGGAGGUGGAUCCAAAUGAUAGCGAUGCAGUCAAAGAAGCGAUAUCUGGGUUCAUUCAGGAUUUGCUCAAACAUACCUCAGUAAAUAGUAACUCCUGGCUGCGUACCGUCGACGAUGUAAUCAACCGGUUCCCAAGACAUUGUGCUCAGCACCGAAAUACAAUAGAAAAGUUUUUGGUGCAUUUCCUGGAUUCAUCAAGCUAUUUUAAUGUGAUUGAAGCAGCUAAAUGUGCCCAUAGCUUACAGCAAAUCCGCCCAUCUCAGGAUAAGAUGGCUACGCCUAAGAACUGCUGGCGAGAACAAAUGUUCCUACUUUGUAAUACAGCUCACAAUCUAAUUGAAGCCAUAUUUUCUAAUACUGUAGCCAUCUACAAAAACAACAAUGUUGUGAAGAAAAGUGGUUCUGAACUGUUAGGCAACACCCCACUUACAACAGCAUUCUCCCGCAUCCUAAAUGUUGAGAAACACAGCACGGGAGACACGAAGAGGGCAGGUCUUGUUAACAAGCUCAGAAACAUCCUGGUUUUCAUACAGGCUAUGCUUGUGGAGGUAUACCCAGUUGGCAAACCAAUCCAACCUCAACUUAUUCUAGAACUAAUAGUGCCAGCAUUAAAUCUAUCUAGCAGUGCCAACACUGAUCCUGCUGAGGCAUCCAUUGUGAAGAUACAAGCGCUUCGGACUUUGGAUGCAUUGAUAGCAUGCCUCGGGAAAAAUCUGAUUCCGUUUUCAGCUCUAGUCAUUAGAAUUGUAAUGCAGACUCUCAGAUGGAGUAUUGAGCAUAAUAAUGAAGAAUCCAGGAAGGUCCGUUGCGCGGCCUACAAGAGUCUGUCCCUGUGGCUGAGCACGCUGCACGCGCACUGCGUGACCAGCGACGGCCGCGACCGCUGCUGGGAGGACGAGCUCUCCGCAAUCAUAGCUGCUGAUAUCACUACACCUAAAAAAAUUGUUCAGCUUACUAUGAACAAGAUACCUACUAAAAAUUUAAGCAAGAAAGCUAAGAGGAAGCUAGCUAACCAACAGCUAGAUCAGAGUGCCCUAACCAAGUAUGCGCCGGGCGAAAAGAAUAAAGAAGAAAUGCCAUCAGAACAGCGCGAAGAAAUAGCGAUAGCAGCUCUCGAAUGUGCAGAGAUGUUCCUUACGGUUUGCGGAAUAUUCCUAAAGCAAAGCACUCAUAAGUUGUUCCACGAGCGCCUGGUCCGCGAGUGCUUCAGCGCGGAGCGCGCGAGGCCGCGCGUGCUGCUGCGGCAGCUGCGCGCGCUGGGCGCGGCGCGCCGCCACCCGCCGCCGCAGCUGGCGCCGCCCACGCACUACUGUCUGCAGCUCUACACCAUGCUGCUCAACCACACGGACGCCCAGAUCAGGAAAUUCUGCUCCCAAGCUCUUCUGGACAUUAGACUACAGCUGCACUGCUCGCCGCCUUCCCUCAACUUCGCUUUAGAAGUCUCAUCGGAAACUAGGCAACCGAAAAACAAAUUACAGGCGGCCUCGAAAAAGAACAGGGCGGCGCUUAUUAAGUUAUUGGGCGCAGAUAAGGUACCACCACCACCAAGCGAUGAAGAAGAGGAGGAAUCAGCUGGAGAAGGACCAAGCACUAAGAAACGGCGUCUCACGGUAGAUGAACCUGAUACCAGGAUUAGCAUCAGCAGCGACUCAACCGAAAGUUCCGUAGUCAUCUCAGAUGACUCAGGAAGCGAAAUAGAAGAAGUCGUAGAAGUUAAUAAUACAGAGGAUAACGACGUAGUAAUGCUGCCGUCGAAAACAGAAACUCCAAGAGCAGACUCCGCUUCAAACACAGAUAUUACAAUCAGAGACAAACUUAAACAACCCGCACAAAUGGUAUUAUUGAUUGUACCUGGCAAACCUAAACAGCCUCAAAGAGCAACAUCCGACGUGCCUAUACCAGAUGAACAGUCUACAUCACAAACACCCAAACCAGCUGAAAAUGCUUCACCCUCUACACCUAAACCAGCCGAAAAAGCUACAUCUGUUGGGGCCAAACUAGCUGUACUUGCUUCACCCAGUAAACCCAUAUCAGUUGAACAAGCAUCACCCAAUAAACUCAACUCAAAAGACAAACCAGCUCAAAUGCCUACACCCAGAAAAAGUAAACUAGGUGUAAUGGCUUCACCAUCCAAAUUUAAAACAAUUGAUAUAACUUCGACUACAGUAUCCAACUCAACAGACAUCCAUGAAGUGGAAACGCAAGUUGCACUAAACACCUCAACUGACACCACAGAUGGAGAGAAGAGCCCAGCGCGGUCCAUGGAAGUAGCCUACGAUCUCCCACGGACACCUAAAAAGGUUACAUUCCCUGAACUAGCUGCUGAUGAUAACCUUCCAUCUACUAGCGAAUCUGAUGACGUGCAAAUAACUUGCGGACAACCGGUCAAUAGUUCCCCAGAAACUAAAAAAGAAAACUCAGUUAUUACUAAGGAGGUUCCAGUGAUCGUUCCUCCAAUUAAAUCUCCAUCAAAAGCUGUACAAGAAAAAGAUAAAGCCUCUGAGGCCACCAAUGGGACCAAGCAAGUAAAUGGCGAAGGCGAUAAAGAAAAAGCUGAUAUUGAAGUGAAGAUAACAAGCACAGAGGUUUCAGUCGAUGCCAUGAUGGCCGAUUUCGUUGACGAAGUAUGUGAUGACCCAAAAUUAGUGACGUAAGUUUAUUAUAGAUAUUAGCCAAACGUAUUAUAAUAAGAGUAAUCCUUUUCGUGAUAUUAUAAUACAGGACUUUGUCACAGGGUGUAAUAUACAUUGAACCAGGUUUUUAAGUCUGGCAGGUGUAAACAGCAUUAUAGAUAAAAUCAUAAAUUUAAUCGAGAUUCGCGAGAAAUGUUUACAUUGUUUAGUUUAAAGUUUUGGACUGGAUUUUCGGGUGGAAAAGGGUUCAAUGUACUUUACACUCUAUGUUUAAUAGAUGUUGUAGUGUUACCACAUAAUGUGCAUUUUUCUAUUUUCUCAUGAUAAUAUUAUUUGGUAUUAUAAUCUACAAUGUAACCAUUUAAUGACUGCCAUUAUGGUAUAUUAAACAGUAGCUUGUAAAGCUUCAAUCAAUUA
This is a messenger RNA of Trichoplusia ni (cabbage looper), 3367 nucleotides long. RefSeq names its product proline-, glutamic acid- and leucine-rich protein 1-like. The transcript has 13 exons. Bases 287 to 2971 code for a protein of 894 amino acids. The record is from RefSeq and is a predicted model, not a curated record. Gene Ontology annotation, biological process: rRNA processing. Gene Ontology annotation, cellular component: nucleus. NCBI's taxonomy places the organism in Eukaryota, Metazoa, Arthropoda, Insecta, Lepidoptera, Noctuidae.